AUCACGUGGGUAAUCCACAUCCGGCGGCCCCUGCUGGCGAAACAAUGGCUGCCGCCUGUGUACUGUGCCGCGCCUGAUGACGACAGGACGCUCAGGCGUCGCGCUCUCGCUGGCAUCGCUGGCGCCGCGCCGGCCCCACUGGACGGCUCCUACCGAGACGACCUCAUUGCGAGUUUAAUCCGAGCGCCCGCUUCAGUCGCCGACAGACGCGAUUUCACUCGGGGACGCGCGAACGCGCGGAAACGCGCCACGGCGUCUCUGCUUCUGCAGCCGCUGCUGCUGUUGUGUUGUGGUUGUUGUGUCGCCAUUCAGAGCGCGUGCUCGGUUCAGACUCUGUGUUGUUGGUGCCCCCCUGCGUGCUGUGAUCACUGUGAUGUCGUGUCGCGGGUGAACGUGAUCGGUGAGCAGUACGGCCGCGUUGGGGAGAAAGGGAGCGUCGGCAACUUCCUGGCUCGCCGAGGGAGCGACAAAACGGAUGCGACGACGAGUUCGCCCCGGCCCUCGGUUCAUUUCCUGCUGGGUCGCCGCCACCGCCCCGACAUCGUCGCCGCAGUAGCGACGCCCCGGCUGCCCUGAUCCGUCGGCGUCGUCGUCAUGUCGGCCGACUUCAAGAAACUGGCCGGCAAGCGGGAACGGGAGCUCCUGCUACUCUUCGACGGUCAAGUCAAAGACAUCCGUCAGCAGCUCGGGGACCAGCUGAAAUGCCUGGACGUGCGGCUGGAGACGCAGGUGGCCCUGGUCGGGGAGAUGCAGGACUACUUCCGCCGCAGGGCGGAGGUCGAACUGGACUACUCCAGGGCCCUGGACAAGAUGGCGCGCACCCUCAUGCUCCGCCACAAGGCAGAGAAGCCCAGGCGCGAGCAGUGGCACCUGUUCUCGUCAUACGGCUGCUGGCAGCAGCUGGUGGCGAGCACUCGUCGCCAGAGUCGGGACCACGCCGCCCUCGGGGAGGUGUACACCACCACCCUGGUGGCCCAGCUUGCCCACCUGCUCGAGGACGUCCAGCGCAUCUACCGCAAGUGCCGUGGCAUUGGGGCUCAACAGCACGAGGAAUUGCUCAAGGUGCUGCAUGAACUGCACACCACGAUGAAGACGUACCACGCCUACCGCGCCCUGGAGCAGCAGGCCAAGGCCAAGCUGGACUACGUGGCCUCCCAGAAGUCCCGGCUGGAGCAGUCCAUUCCCAAGGAGAAGCUGGAGAAGUCCAAGCGCUUCCGGGUGGUGGAGAAGGAGCUCUCCAAGCGUGCCGCCAAGCACCACGAGGUGCGCCUGCAGUGCCUGAAGGCCCGCAACGAGUACCUGCUCUGCAUGGAGUCUGCCAACGCGGCCAUCCACAAGUACUUCGUCGAGGACCUCUCGGACCUCAUGGACUGCAUGGACUUUGGCUUCCAUGUGUGCCUGUCGCGGGCGCUGCGCACGUGCGGCAACGCGGAGGAGUGCCUGCAGCGGUCCCUUCAGCAGGAGUGCGCCGCCCUGCAGCAGCGGGCGGCGGACCUGGACUCCCGGGCAGACAAGCAGCGCUUCCUCGAGGGGAACAACGCCGCCUUCAUGGUGCCCCGCAAGUUCAGCUUCCAGCCGCACCGGGGGGACGAGGAGCCGCAGCGGGUGAGUGUGGAGCACCCCAUCGAAGAGGAGUUGGACCAGAGGCUGCGGAUGCUCAACAAGCGCCUCACGUCUCUCUGCACCGAGAACGACGAGAUCUGGAAGACCCUGGAGACGGCGGAGCGAUCGCUGCUCGACAUGAUAGCGGCCAAGGAGUGCGACUGCAGCGCCCUCUUCGAAGACCGUAAUGGUGUCAAGCAGCCCGAGACCCUCGCCCUCAAGCUCAGGGCCGACAAGCAAGAGACCGAGGACUUCUACCUCGAGAAAUUCCGGGACUACACGUUGGGCUGCAACGUGGUGGCACGCCUCCAGGCCAAGGCGGAGCUCAUGCGUGCCGCACUGGGCAAGGAGAACGAAGCAUCGUGCGGUGCCACGCCCUCGCCGGCGCACACGCCGCAGGCCCCAGGGCGGCCGCCGCCGCCACGCAAGAAGCGCAUCGGGCGGCAGGCGACCAGGGGGCAGCCCAAGCUGUUCGAGGGCAGCCUCGAAGAGUACCUCGAGGCCACCGACCAAGAAGUGCCACUGGUGAUUCGAAGUUGUGUGCGGGUGAUCAACCUAUACGGUCUCCACCACCAGGGCGUGUUCAGGGUGUCCGGUUCUCAGGUGGAGAUCAACCACUUCAGGGACUGCUUCGAGAGAGGAGAGGACCCCCUGUCAGAGGUGUCGGAUGCGAGCGACAUCAACUCGGUGGCCGGGGUGCUGAAGCUGUACCUGCGGGAGCUCAGGGAGCCCCUUUUCCCCAUCUUCUACUUCGAGCAGCUCAUGGAGAUCAGCCAGCUAGAGUCCAAGGCGGAGUUUGUGUCCAAGGUCCGGGAGGUGGUGCGGAGCUUCCCGAGGCCGGUGGUGGUGGUGCUACGCUACCUCUUCGCCUUCCUCAACCACCUGUCCGAGUUCAGCGACGAAAACAUGAUGGACCCGUACAACCUGGCCAUCUGCUUCGGCCCCACCCUGGUGCCCAUCCCAGAGGACAAGGACCAGGUGCAGUACCAGAACCUGGUCAACGAGCUGGUCAAGGGCAUCAUCGUCUACCAGGAGGAGAUCUUCCCGGACGACGGAGGGCUCGUCUACGAGAAGUACAUCAGCGCGGAGGCGCCCGACGACAUCGACGUUGGGGAGUCGCCGCCGGAACAAAUUGUUGAGCAGGCGGGCACUGUGGAGGUCGAUGCAGCGCCCACGGAGGAAGACGCCCUCAUCGGCGAACCGGAAAUUUCGCUGCAGCUCUUCGGAAGGUCGGAGGUGCUGGAGGCGACGGCCCAGUACGACUUUGUGGCCCGGUCCGAGCGGGAGCUGUCCUUCAAGCGAGGCGACCACCUCACCCUGUACGCCCAGGUCUCGCCCGACUGGUGGAGGGGCCACUUUGCGGGCAGGGACGGCCUUGUGCCGGACAAGUACAUUCUGCUGCGCAUACGGGACGAGGACCGCACGAGCAGCGAGGGCAGCGACCGGCGCCGCAGCAGCGACUCCCUUCCGGGGGGCAGCCCCCCCACGGCCCUGCGGGGGGGCCCCGGCCGGACCCCUGGGGCACGCCGGCGCAGCCUCAGCCCCUGCUUCCCUGGCGGGCCCCCUCCCCCCGACCCCCGUAAGCUGCGCCCCUCCACCAGCAUGGGGGACGCGCCGGCCCUGGAGCUCUCGGCAUACGACAUCAGCGUGGAGACGUCCAACCAGGAGCUGGCCCGGGACCUGGACCACGCCCUGGCCAGGGUGCACACCAGCAUCGACAGCAUCGAGCGCAGCCACAAGGCGGACGCGCCGGACCUGGUCCUGGACCUGCCAGUCAGCCCCAACAGCCCAGAGGCGGCGGACAUGACGGCGGCCGAGCGGUUCGCCCUCUCCAACCAGUGCACGCUCAAGAAGGGGGCCACGCGGGCGGCGGAGGGCGACCCAGAACGCGAGCCGUCACCCAAUCCGGCCCGUGAGCCGGUGCGCGAUCCGGUGCGUGGUCCGAAGCCCCCGGUCAAGGCCAAGCCGAUGGUCCAGACACCGGAGCGGCCGCCGUCCUCGGCGGAGCGUCCUCCGCCAGAGAAGGGCUACAAGCAGACGUCCUUCUGAGUCGGGGUCACGCCACGCCAUCUGAAGUACCUCUCCAACCGGCGCGUUUGUCGCAUCCUCGCCCAAAGACUCCGUGGAGGCAGAUGCCCGUACCACUUCAAGUCGCCCCCUGUCCGGCGGCUCGCGGAAGCUUUCACGGCAACGAGUCUGGACGCCGCGACGACGGCGGCAGCGGACACGCGGUUGGAGGUACCUUCUGGGCGCCGUUGUCGAGCUCAGACGGAGUCUGCGAGUUUAUUUUUGUGAGUCUCAGCAACACAUAUCGGCUCCGUUGUCGGAGCACAGAGAGAGCCAAAGACUGCCGGCUCUGCCUCGGGCCUUAAAGCGGUAUUUUUUUACCCGCGGCGCGGCGGACGAGCGUGGAUCGAGCGGCACCGGAGACUUUUUCGCGGGCCGGCGAGAGAAGAGAACGCCGUGGAAAACGGGUGCGGCCGUCGCCGCGGGUGCGAACAAACGGAACCUCUUUUUUUUCUUCACCCACGCACAAAAUGCCUCGGCGUCUUAUUUCGGCCAGUCUUUCUUCUGGCAAGCGCCUUCCGCUCAAAAUAAAGAAAGGAUUUUUCCUCGAG
Molecule: messenger RNA, 4220 nt
Organism: Ixodes scapularis (black-legged tick)
Lineage: Eukaryota; Metazoa; Arthropoda; Arachnida; Ixodida; Ixodidae
Product: SLIT-ROBO Rho GTPase-activating protein 3
Exons: 19
Coding region: 595-3651 (1018 amino acids)
Biological process (GO): negative regulation of cell migration; signal transduction
Cellular component (GO): cytoplasm
Molecular function (GO): protein binding
Source: RefSeq, a predicted model, not a curated record